Molecule: messenger RNA, 1299 nt
Organism: Penicillium robsamsonii
Lineage: Eukaryota; Fungi; Ascomycota; Eurotiomycetes; Eurotiales; Aspergillaceae
Product: phosphatidylserine decarboxylase
Exons: 1
Coding region: 1-1299 (432 amino acids)
Biological process (GO): phospholipid biosynthetic process
Molecular function (GO): phosphatidylserine decarboxylase activity
Source: RefSeq, a predicted model, not a curated record
AUGGACCACUCGAAUGCCCCAACCUAUGAGUCCAAAGAGGGACUCAUUCUCGACCUGAAGAAUUUCAUCUGUCGCUGCCCAACUCGAGUGAGGGAUUUCAAUACCGCGAUUCAAUCUGCCCUCGAUGAUGGACCAGAUGAGAUGUAUACUGAAGGGAUUACAACCCUAGACUCUUAUCUCCAAUAUUGUGAGAGACUUUUGCGAUGGGUGCCAAAUGUGGACACAACUGGGGAUGAACUGCUGCGCAGGAUUUUGGUCUUCUACUGGGUCUUCGACCAGCCGAGUGUUCUCGGGUUGCAAACCCCGAUCUCGCCUGAAACGUCCAACAACGACCUAUCCUGGCUCUCAUACUGGCUCGUCUGCUUUGCACGACAACAGGGACAGUUCUUGAGUACCCCGGAGUCCGCAGGGCUGCUCUACACCUUCUAUCUGAAUCCAAAAUACAACCAAGAAGCGGCAUCGUGGGAAAAGCCAACAUCCGGUUGGCAGUCUUUCAACCACUGGUUUUCGCGUAAGUGGAAAAACAUCGACCACGCGCGGCCCGUUGAUGGUCCCUUGAAUGACAAUGUGAUCACGAUGCCCGCUGAAUCGACUUAUGCCGGAAAUUGGCCGAUCACGGAGGGGAGAAUUCAACUUCAGAUCAAGGGUGUGAAAUAUGACAACUGGCCUGUCAAAGACCUGUUGCAGACCACGGAAGAUAUUUGGGAUGAGGGCCACUUCACCCACUCUUUCUUGGGACCCGCUGAUUAUCAUCGUCAGCAUGCACCAGUAACUGGGGAAGUUAUCGAGGCAAGAGUGAUCCAGAACCAGGUGUAUUUGCAGGUGGCGAAGAACACCACUACCGGAAAGAUUUAUGCGGAUCGCGCGAUGGUUCGUGCCCCAGCUGAAGUCAAGCGUCGACGAGGUGUGCGUGUUCAAUACGAGUCUGAAGGUGAAGGUGGUGAAAAUGACAGCUCUCGAGACCCCACAAACGAGGAUCUUGAUGCCCCAGACGAUGCUGGCUACCAGUGGUGUCAAACUCGGGGAUUGAUUGUGAUCCGAACCAAGGAGUAUGGCAAGGUAGCCAUUUUGCCUAUCGGAAUGGCUCAAGUGUCAUCGGUUGUAUUGACCGUGAAAAAGGGCGACCAUGUCGAAAAAGGGCAAAACAUUUCAUACUUCCAGUUUGGUGGAUCUGACUGUGUGAUGGUUUUCGAAAAAAGAGUCAAUUUCCAACCUAAACCAAAAGACAAGGUGAAGGUCCGAAAGCAAGUCGCUACUUUUAGAAAAUCGCCGGUUGUCGAUGGCUCUGAGAAACGCUGA